CCGUUCACCGACCGCCAGUCACUAUACAGUCAGUAGUCACCGCUCGCCAGUCAGUCGUUCACUUUCCGUGCUGCACGUUGUGUUGCGCGCGCGUCCCGCGUUUCGUCCGCAGUCGCAGUGCAAUCCGGCGAUAAUAAAUUAUAGCAUAAUAUCGAAGACAAUAUCCUGCGACAACAUCCCGCCUCUCUGGUGUCCUAUAAGCCCGUACAUCAUCCGCCACCAUCUCUGUCGUUGCCCUGUUUUGUCGGUCGCGCGUGUGUUUACCGCCGUAUUACUUUUGGUUUACAAUAAUAGGAACACUUAUCCUCACGCGAAUGGCCUGGCAAGUUUCGUCGCCGGUGCGACGGCCGCGGCGGUGGUCGACGGCAUGAAACGUUCGUUUGCCCUCGGCAGUGCGGUGCAUUGCGAAAACAUGCGUCCGCGAAAAAAAAUCGGCCGACCCGCCGCAGUGUGACGACGAUGAAGGGCACGUGAAACGCCGCCGCCAAGCACGGGGCGCUUAAGCCGCGCGACGACAUGUGGCCCGCGGCUUCGCCGACGGCGUUCGCCACUGCGACCACCGUGGCCGUCUUCCUGACGGUGGUCGUCGGAAAGUUUGGACGGAUAAGUUCUACCCCCGUCCAACAACCAGGGAAAUUGCCGACGCUCAACCAUUUCAUAAAGCACUAUACGCCUGCGGAAUACGACCGGGACGGCUUGUUGGAACAGCACCGGAGGAUGCGCAGGGACGUCACCGCCGCUAGUAAUCAACGACUGCAAUCGCCGUUACGGCUCACCAUCGCCACGCCACACAGGACGUUCAAAAUGUUGCUGACGCCGGACGAGAAACUAUUCGCUGACGACGUGGUGUUCGAGGGCUCGGGAGAUCGGCCAAUACCGUUUGAUCCAGGCAAAGCUUACGUCGGCACAUUGGAAGACGAGGAGACAGUGACUGUGCGUGGCAUCGUGACAUCCGACGGGCUGUUCGACGGCACCAUCAGCACGGCCGCCGAGGAAUACUUCGUGGAACCUUCGUCGCGGUAUGGCGACGGGUCGGUGCUACCGUACCACAGCGUCGUGUACCGUUUGUCGGACGUGGCCGGCCCGAAGUCAGCUGGUGGUGGUUGCAGGUCGGAGGCGAUGCGCGAACGCCGGUCGGCCGACAACGGCCACGCCGACGCCGAGAGGCUGGUGAACCAGACGUACGACACAGAGGGUGUGAUACUGGUACGAUCGCCCAACGGCACCAUCGUGAACCGGAGCAGGCAAUCGGCCACCAGCAAGACGUCCGUGCCGAAGCCCAACUGGUACGAUCCGAACGACCAGCGGAAGGUAUUGGUGGCCGUGGCCAGCGACGAGGCUAGCAGCAACCUGGUGGUGGAUGACAGCGGCGCUUACGAUCCGUUCGAGAACCGCAAGAAGGGGCUGGGUGGGUUCGUCGACAACCGGAAGACCACGUGCAUGCUGUACCUGCAGGCCGACCACCUGUUUUACGAGAAGUACGGCAGGGAAGAGACCUGCAUCGAAGUCAUGACUAGACACGUGCAGAGGGUGAAUGCCAUUUACAGAAACACUGACUUUAAUCAAGACGGCAAACCAGACAAUAUAAGCUUCAUGAUUAAGAGGGUGAAAGUGCACUCUAACCCAGACCCUACCUACAAGUUCCUGGGGAAUUACGGAGUAGAGAAGUUUUUAGAAAUAUUUUCGGAGGAAGAUUACGAUGCCUUUUGUUUGGCUUACAUGUUCACGUACAGAGAUUUUGAAAUGGGUACUUUGGGUUUGGCGUGGACUGGGGAUUUGAAGAACGCCGGCGGUGUAUGCGAAAAAAAUGGACAUUACCGGGGUAGUUUAAAAAGUUUGAACACCGGUAUAGUGACGCUAUUGAAUUACGGAAAACACGUACCUUCCGCAGUGUCUCACGUUACUCUGGCACACGAAAUUGGCCAUAACUUUGGUUCACCGCACGACCCCGAGAUAUGUACACCCGGCGGUGACGACGGCAACUAUAUUAUGUUCGCUCGAGCGACUUCGGGCGACAAGAAAAAUAAUAAUAGGUUUUCGCCGUGUAGCUUGUCCGCUAUAAAUCCUGUACUAAAUGUCAAAGCCAGGAGCACUAGAGGAUGUUUUACCGAACCGCAAACAUCGAUUUGUGGUAACGGCGUUGUUGAACCUGGCGAAGAGUGCGAUUGCGGAUGGGAAGAGGACUGCAAAGAUGCGUGUUGUUUCCCUCAAAGGAGAUACUCUCCGCCCGAAGAACCGCCGUGUAGAUUGACGGCAAAGAGUGUCUGUAGCCCUUCACAGGGACCGUGUUGCACGAACGAUUGCAAUUUGAAAAUAGGAGAACUUUGCCGCAAUGACAACGGUUGCCGCGAUGCUAGUUACUGCAAUGGCAUGACUCCUACCUGUCCUGCUUCUAUCAACAAGCCGAAUAAGACUGUAUGCAAUGAAGAGUUUGUGUGUUACAUGGGAGAAUGUACUGGAUCUAUAUGUCUAGCAUAUGGACUCGAAUCCUGCCAAUGUUUACCCACCCCUCAGGACUCUCCUACUAAAGCGUGCGAGUUGUGUUGUAAACUACCCGGUGAAAACCAACCUUGUUUGUCAUCAUAUUCUUGGAAUAACGUGCCAUACGACAUACCAGAUAUGUAUUCUAAGCCAGGUACUCCAUGCAACGACUACAAUGGAUAUUGUGAUGUAUUUCAAAGAUGUAGAGAGGUUGAUCCAUCUGGACCUUUAGCAACGCUUCGAAAAUUGUUGUUAUCUGAAGAAAGUAUUGCCUCAUUUAAAAAAUGGGCUAUAGACCAUUGGUACUAUUCUGGUCUAAUAGUGGCCUCUUUCCUGUUAAUGCUGGUUCUAAGUACGCGGUUGUUUGGAAAACGAUCGGAUCCAAAAUUAAAAUCGGUGACGAUCAUCCACAGCUCGACCACAGAAACUGUCCGGUUGCCAGCUGACGGUGACAAUCAAAACGUUACCGUUCAUCCCGCUGCCGUGCGUUCGAAACUUCCAUUGAAAAAACGCGUACGUGAAAAGCGCAACGUAAACAACAACAACAGUCCCGCGAAAAAGAGUCGCAAGAACGUCGCAACGGAGGAAGAGUCGACGACGGAGACGUCUUCACCCAAAAAAGUCGGCCCUGGAGCCCAAAAGAAAGAACGGAAGACGAGGCGAAAGAAAUCAAAAGGUGUCAUCGACUACAGCGUCGCCCAGAACAAAGUGCUCGUGACGAACAAGAAAACUCCCGAAGACGAUCCGCUAGGCAAGGUUCGCAAUUGGCUGUUAAACUCGCAUCACAUCGAGGCUCUCGGUGGCACUCUGAGAAAGUCAAAGUCUUCGCCGGCCGGUUUCGCGAACCCCCCUGAACCGCCCAGACCGGUGGUCAAAGCUCAACCAAAAAACAAAGACAAUCAAGUUAGUUUGCAGGUAGUGUACAAGCCCCCGUUCAAGUUUAGUGUCAAGCUCAGUAAGUCCAAACCGGAUCUGACGAAAGACAAACGGCCGGACCGGACCAAGCAGCGCGCGGCCCUGUUGAUCCGUGCCAACCGGGCGCGCGGCGGAGGUGGCGGCGCCACCGGUGCUGCCAAGCAACAAGCGAAGAAGCAGCAAGUCAACAACGGCGGUAGCAGCCGGGUCACCCCGCAGGAGCCAAAGAACGCGUCUGCCGCGGCCACCGCCACCAGACUGCAGCCACCAGAGCCCAUUUACGAGAACGCGGCCAUCGACUUGCUGCGCAUGUCGUCCACGGAACACGACGGCCACCAGCCGAUAUUCCCGGUGGCCGCGUCUCCGCCGAACAAACAGAGGAAGUCGUUCGCGGGCGUGGACGCGAAAACCGACGAGGCUCCCCGGUCCAAGCGGAACAGCGUGCCACAACAGUCGCUGCAACAGCCGAGCACGUCGGGCAACAGCAAUCUGAUGCGGUUCCCGUCCACCGAGAACAAGCAGCAGGCGAACAACAACUGUCCCGCGCCCUCCAAUAACGCGAGUAGUAAAGACGAAAAAACGUGAUAGGCGCGCGACGAGGUAAUUUUACGAUUUUUUUUUUUUUUGAAAUUAUGUUAAUAUUAUUAUUACGGCAUUCUUCGUCCGCCAUCGUUACGACCGCGGUGUCUAACACGGUUAUCAACGUAGUUAACCGUGGUAUAAAUCUCGUUAAUCGAAUUCCAAUCGGAACCGCGGAGAACCAGUAGCCUUUACCACGGCGGCGCUCGUGAUCUCAGUCCCGAAGCACUCCCUCACCCGUCCACCCACCAAUACCCACACACUUACGUUUUCGUAUACAAUAAUAUUAUCGUCCACAGGUCACUACCGUGUUCCGAUCGCCAAUUAGUCGUGGACAUAAUAAUAUUUCAUCGCCGUGGACACGAAAAUCGGUCAUCGGAAAAAUACGCGCGUGUGUCAGUUUUUGCGACGUCGUAGCGUUUUCGUUUCGCUUUACUCGAACGACCGUCGAAUUGUAAUUUUAUAUCGUUUUGGCGCACCGUCGGUAACAAUAAUAAUAAUCGAUAAUAACGAAAAUGAGGAAAAAUUAACUACCUAAUAUGCAAAAUUUACAUUGCCAAUAAUAAUACUUCGAACCGUCUCUUUAUCGACGAGUGUAUUACUCUUUUUUGUUUUUUUACGCGUUUUCUUAUUCCAUUUUCCAUUUAUGUACUAUAUAUAGGCAUAGCCCGAGAUUUCGAAACAUAAUAAUAUAUUAUAAAAACACGAAAACGCAUCCAUCAUAAAUAUUAUUAUGCAACACACUGUUUGUUGUAUAUAGGUAAUAAACGAAAUUAUAGUCAUUUUUAUUAUUAAAUGAGUUUCUCUCUUCCAUCUCCUCUUCCUCAUCAUCCUCGACCAUUUUUAUUUCGUUUCCUCGCGAACAACAACAGUUCAUUUCGGGCUGCAGUGGGUUUGAAAAAUCUACAGAACUUUUUAUUUCUACAUAUUAUUAUUAUUACUAUAAACUAACCCCAAUAACAACAUAACAUAAUAAUAAAACGACCCCGCGUCGUCGUGAUUGAUUCAUCUCGAGUUUAGCGCAACGUCAAUAUAAUGUCAUUUCUCCUCGGUGCAAUAAUAACGUAUUAUAUAAUAAUAUAUUAUAUUAUGAUCAAAUAAUAUUAUCCAAAUCGUCAGUAUUAUUAUUAUUAUUAUUAUU
Molecule: messenger RNA, 5116 nt
Organism: Acyrthosiphon pisum (pea aphid)
Lineage: Eukaryota; Metazoa; Arthropoda; Insecta; Hemiptera; Aphididae
Gene: Kul
Product: Kuzbanian-like
Exons: 14
Coding region: 517-3981 (1154 amino acids)
Biological process (GO): membrane protein ectodomain proteolysis; Notch signaling pathway
Cellular component (GO): plasma membrane
Molecular function (GO): metalloendopeptidase activity
Source: RefSeq, a predicted model, not a curated record